This is a messenger RNA of Clonostachys rhizophaga, 534 nucleotides long. Lineage: Eukaryota; Fungi; Ascomycota; Sordariomycetes; Hypocreales; Bionectriaceae. The record is from the annotation of a GenBank genome assembly.
AUGACUACGGACGCAUCCUCGUCCUUUCCCUUUUGCCCCGAACGUUGGCUUUCCAAAGGGAUUUGGAAAGAGCGUGAAAUCCCAGCCGCAACAACAGCAACAGCAACAAAGAAGAAGAAGAAGACCGAGACCAAGAAGACGACGACGACGACGAUGACGACAGGUCGGGCCCUCGAGGCCUUUGACGAAGGAGUGGCCGCAGCUGCGGCCGGCGACGAGAGGGCUCGUCGCCGGGCACGCCGGGCUCUUGUCCGGGCGUGUGAGGAGGAGGAGAGGAGGAUUGGGAGGGAGGAGGAGAGGAUUGAGAGGAGGAGGGAUAGGGAGGAGGCGGAGGAGGAGGCGGCGGCGGCGGCGGCAGAUGUUGCUGUCGUACGAGCGAGGGAGAUCGCGGUGGCCAACCGCGAGGCGGCGGUGGAGAGGCGGAAGGAGGUGGUCACGGAGCGUGAGGACGCUGUGGCCGUGGAGAUGGCCGCGCUCCACCAGGAGCAGAUGGCGGCUGGCGGUGAGGAGCAGUCGCGGGGUGAGGAGGAAUAA